GAGGGGUCUGGACGACACCUCAGAUCACGACAGAGACGCGGAGCCCAGCGGCGGCCUGUGACGGACGCAGCUCGGCCGAGAAUAAAGGGAUAAAGUUGAGAUAUGAUCUGACGCACUGGCUCGCUGCUCCUGAAGGCAUCACUGGCGGCGCCCGGGCCGUUUCCUGGACAAGCGGAUCCGCCUCAGACCCCCACACCGCGGCUCGGCUGCACCCAGAGAAAAGCUUUAAUCUGUUAGUUAAAGAGCUCUCCCCCCUUCUCCCUCCCCCCCUCGGGUGGUUUGGCUCGGCUCGGCCCGGCUCGGUCGCCCUGUCCGCGGAGAGAAGCUGCUGCCGCCGCCGCGACUCAGCUAGCGGCUAGCUCGCCCCAGCUAGCCAGCUAGCUCGGAAGAAUCCACCAAGUUAAGUUAGAAAUUUAACCAAUUCACCAGAAAGCCACCAAGGAGUCAGCAUGUCGGCGAAGGAGCAACACAAGCUCUCCACCACCGAGCGACCCAUCAAAGCGGUGCCGUACCCUCCCGGGACGCGACUGACGGUCAAAGACCUGUACGUGGACGGGAGGCCCAGCGUGGAGGUGCUGAAGGCCCACCUGGUGAAGGAGGGCCGGCUGGAGGAGGAGACGGCUCUGAGGAUCAUCAAUGAGGGCGCCGGCAUCCUGCGCCAGGAGAAGUGCAUGCUGGAGGUGGAGGCGCCCAUCACAGUGUGUGGAGACGUCCAUGGACAGUUCUUUGACCUGAUGAAGCUGUUUGAGGUGGGCGGAUCCCCCAGCAGCACUCGCUACUUGUUCCUCGGGGACUACGUGGACCGAGGCUACUUCAGCAUCGAGUGUGUGCUCUACCUGUGGGCUCUGAAGAUCAACCAUCCCAACACGCUGUUCCUCCUCAGAGGAAACCACGAGUGCCGGCACCUCACAGAGUACUUCACCUUCAAACAGGAGUGUAAAAUCAAGUACUCUGAGCGUGUUUAUGAUGCCUGUAUGGAUGCGUUUGACUGCCUGCCGCUGGCCGCUCUCCUCAACCAGCAGUUCCUCUGCGUGCACGGAGGACUGAGCCCCGAGGUCACCUGUCUGGACGACAUACGCAAGCUGGACCGGUUUAAAGAGCCUCCUGCCUUCGGGCCGAUGUGCGACCUGCUGUGGUCGGACCCCGGCGAGGACUACGGCUCCGAGAAGACCCAGGAACACUUCUGCCACAACAGUGUGAGAGGCUGCUCUUAUUUCUACAGUUACCCUGCAGUAUGUGACUUCCUGAUGAACAAUAACCUGUUGUCUGUAAUACGAGCACAUGAAGCUCAGGAUGCAGGGUAUCGAAUGUACAGGAAAAGUCAGACGACAGGCUUCCCCUCUUUAAUUACAAUCUUCUCGGCUCCUAACUACCUGGACGUGUACAAUAACAAAGCGGCGGUGCUGAAAUAUGAGAAUAAUGUGAUGAACAUCCGGCAGUUUAACUGCUCCCCUCACCCCUACUGGCUACCCAACUUCAUGGACGUCUUCACCUGGUCUCUGCCCUUCGUGGGAGAGAAAGUGACGGAGAUGCUGGUGAACGUGUUGAACAUCUGCUCUGACGACGAGCUGAUGUCAGAGGGCGACGACACGUGUGAGGGAGGAGCUCCAGCUGUCAGGAAGGAGGUGAUCAGAAAUAAGAUCCGGGCGAUCGGGAAGAUGGCUCGAGUCUUCUCUGUGCUCAGAGAGGAGAAUGAGAGUGUGUUACAGCUGAAGGGGCUGACCCCGACAGGAACGCUGCCCGUGGGAGUUUUGUCCGGAGGUCGGCGAACUCUUCAAAGCGCCACCGUAGAGGCAGAAGAGGCACGAGCCAUUCAAGGCUUCAACCCGCAGCACAAGAUCCAGAGCUUCGAGGAGGCUCGAGGUCUGGACCGCAUCAACGAGAGGAUGCCCCCCCGCCGCGACAGCAAGCAGCAGGAGGCCGUCCCCUCCCUCAACAACCUGCCGGCCAGCACCGGACCCCCAGACAAGAACGGCACCAACGCACAGGCCUAAACCCUCUCCUCCUGCUCCUCCUCUCCUCCUCUCUUCACCUUCUCCUCACCUCCUCCUGCUCCUGCUCUCCUCCUCC
Molecule: messenger RNA, 2070 nt
Organism: Centropristis striata (black sea bass)
Lineage: Eukaryota; Metazoa; Chordata; Actinopteri; Perciformes; Serranidae
Gene: ppp3ccb
Product: protein phosphatase 3, catalytic subunit, gamma isozyme, b
Exons: 14
Coding region: 450-1994 (514 amino acids)
Biological process (GO): calcineurin-mediated signaling
Cellular component (GO): calcineurin complex; cytoplasm
Molecular function (GO): calmodulin-dependent protein phosphatase activity; calmodulin binding
Source: RefSeq, a predicted model, not a curated record